AUAGUUCGUUCGUUUCGAACUUCAAUAAGUUUUCUUCUGCCAGUCGAUUAAGAAACGUGCGGGCUUACAGAACUGAAGCGUACGCACUAAUCUUUGGAUGUCAACAUCUAAGAUUUAGAUUACGCACUUUGGCAGAGCAAAACAGUUUGCACUUCGAUUUAUGGUAUUGGUGCGUGCAAGAUAUUCAUAAUCUUAUCAUCUUGGGUUAGCGAAGAACAUAAGCAAAUCUAAAAGUCACGGUUCGUCAUUAGUUGAUCCCAUAGGAACGGUUAUGGCAGCACAGAGCAAGCUACUGGAGGCAGCAAUCAAUUGCAGCUGCCAACCCUAUGUGCAUCCUUGGACAACAAGCUGUGCCAGUCAUGCGGCGGGCAUGUUGCUCUCCGGCAUACCAGGAGCCUUUAAGACAUACUCUACUGUUUAUUUGGCAGCAUUAGUAAUGCGUAUGCGUGUGCCAACGCUUUUGGAUUUGAAACGCACAGUACAGAGCAUUUUAACCUCGACCACUUUUCUCGCCUCCAAUGGCUUUCUGUUUGGCGUCUUUGUCUGCCUGCUGCGCUACUUACUCGGACGCUUUUACUUCAGCACUGUGGUCUUUGUGCCGGCGUUAAUCGCUGCCAGGAUAGCCAUUACUAUUGAGCGGCCCGUGCGACGUGCACCGCUGGCAUUUUAUGUGGCCAAUGUCGCAACUGAAUCGCUCUGGAAAAUGCUCGAGGCACGCGGUUGGGUGCGCUCGUUGCCUAAUGGACAAGUUUUAAUUCUGGGCAUCAGUUUAACAGCUCUGCUCUAUAUGUAUCGCACGGGCGUGCAUCUGACCAAGCCUUCGCUCAACGAUGCGACCUUUAAAGCUCUGCGCAUAGUCAUUGGCAAACAGGAGGAGGGUCCGCUAAGGCAGAACCCAGUCAUAACGCAGCAAACCUCACGCCACCCACCGCUCAAUCUUCGCUGCAUUAGCAGCUAUGUGCAGCUAUACGACCGUCUCACCAAGUUUCGUCAUCCCAGCUGCCCGCAUACUCAGGGCUGUUUGACUUAUGCGCUACGUGGCGGUCUGCGACCUUUCCUGGGCGGCGUUGGACUGCAGGUGGGCCUCAAGCUGCUGCUGAACGCAACGAAGAUAUUCAAACUAAAGAUGCAGUGGCGCAAACAAAUCUUUAACAAAGGCUCGCUGCAGCUGGGCCUGGCGCUGGGCAGCUUCUCACUGCUAUACAAGGCUAUAUCCUGUGCGCUACGCAAUUCUUAUGGCUACGAUAGCGCCUUGUUUGCCUUACCCGCUGGCUUGGUUGGCACAGUGGGACUGUUUCAGUUCCCCAACACUACGAUUGCGUUAUAUGUGAUGUGGAAGGCAUUGCAGCUGUUCUACAGUUGGGGUCUUGAGCAGCGCCAGCUGCCCGAAGUGCCGCAUUUCAUUGUCAUGCUCUAUGCCGUUUGCACAGGAAUUCUCUUCCACUGCGCUAUCCUUGAGGCCGGCACCUUGCGCGACAGCUACUACAAGUUCCUAAUGAAUAUUUCUGGCCAAAGAAUCGCGCGCUAUAAUGUGAAAGCUUUUGAAGUCUUUGGUCUCAAGAGUCAGCAGCAAAUAUCUGAUGUUGUCAAGAAGCUUAACAUCAAUAUGAGCGCAGAACUGCCGAAAUUUGCUCUAGUCGUUUAGUUGCAGCAUUCAUUGUUAUUAUGGCAAAUGAG
Molecule: messenger RNA, 1677 nt
Organism: Drosophila busckii
Lineage: Eukaryota; Metazoa; Arthropoda; Insecta; Diptera; Drosophilidae
Product: transmembrane protein 135
Exons: 4
Coding region: 272-1645 (457 amino acids)
Source: RefSeq, a predicted model, not a curated record